This is a messenger RNA of Striga hermonthica, 1448 nucleotides long. NCBI's taxonomy places the organism in Eukaryota, Viridiplantae, Streptophyta, Magnoliopsida, Lamiales, Orobanchaceae. The record is from the annotation of a GenBank genome assembly.
GGUUACCUGGUAAGCCUUGUUGAGGAUUCUCAGAGAGCGCGGACACCUCAUGAUGUUCCUAUCGUUCGCGAGUUCGUUGACGUUUUCCCAGACGAGCUUCCAGGAGGACCGCCCAACCGUCAGGUGGAGUUUUCCAUUGAUCUUAUUCUAGGGGCUGGUCCAGUGUCUAAAGCCCCAUAUCGCAUGGCGCCUAAAGAGUUACAGGAGCUUAAGACUCAGAUCCAGGAGCUCUUACGACUCGGUUUUAUCCGACCGAGUGUGUCACCGUGGGGAGCACCCGUUCUCUUUGUUAAGAAGAAGGACGGAUCUAUGCAAAUGUGUAUCGACUACCGGGAUCUCAACCGGUUGACGAUCAAGAAUAAGUACCCGCUUCCCAGGAUCGACGACUUAUUCGACCAGUUGAGGGGAGCCUGUGUAUUUUCGAAGAUCGAUUUACGGUCAGGCUACCACCAGCUGAAGAUUAAGGAGUCAGACAUCGCUAAGACCGCUUUCAGGACUCGUUACGGCCAUUACGAGUUUGUAGUCAUGCCUUUCGGUCUCAGCAAUGCGCCAGCAGUGUUCAUGGAUCUCAUGAACCGUAUCUUCCAUCCAUACCUCGAUCAGUUUGUUAUUGUCUUUAUUGACGAUAUCCUCAUCUACUCGAAGAGUCAGAAGGAGCAUGAGGAGCAUCUGAGGGUGGUUCUCGAAACCCUCAGACGAGAGAAGUUGUACGCCAAAUUCUCCAAAUGCGAGUUCUGGCUUCAGCGAGUUUCUUUUCUGGGUCAUGUUAUUACCCAGGCAGGCAUCGAGGUGGAUCUUUCAAAAGUUUCAGCUGUGCAGAACUGGUCGACACCGAGGAAUCCGUCCGAGGUUCGCUGUUUUCUCGGAUUAGCUGGCUACUAUCGCAGGUUUAUCGAGGGCUUCUCUAAGAUUGCCCUCCCACUUUCCCAGCUGACGAGGAAGACUGUGAAGUUCGAAUGGACUGACAGAUGUGAGGCGAGCUUCCAAGAGCUCAAGAGGAGAUUGACUACAGCACCGGUGUUGACUAUCCCAGAUCCUUCUCGGAGUUUCACUAUCUAUAGCGAUGCUUCGAGGCAGGGCUUGGGAUGUGUCCUUAUGCAGGACGGACAGGUCGUUGCGUAUGCUUCACGUCAGCUUAAGCCCCAUGAGCAGAACUAUCCUACGCACGACUUAGAGUUAGCCGCAGUCGUUCACGCCCUGAAGAUCUGGCGUCAUUACCUUUACGGCGGACGUUGCGAGAUAUUCACUGACCAUAAGAGCCUACAGUACAUCUUCACGCAAAAGGAGCUUAAUAUGAGGCAGCGCCGUUGGCUCGAAUUGGUCAAGGAUUAUGAUUGUUCCAUUCAGUACCAUCCGGGGAAGGCGAACGUCGUCGCUGAUGCCCUAAGCCGAAAGGUGACGGGAGACUUGACGUACGUCAUCACGCAGCAGAGUCCAUUGAUCCAUGA